CUGCUUUCCCGGAAAGAUCCUGAGGCUGGCAGGGUCUUGGCCAAGUUCUAAAAGGCCUCGGGGUCACUGCCGGCCAGUGCUGAGCCCACAGGAAGCAGGUCUGCCCAGCCCAUGGCCCAGCUGCUGUGGGAAACCCCCCCUCCCCCCCCCCCCCCGCACCGAGACUUCCUGUGGGGACACUGACAGGGACACUGACGUGGAGCGAGACACCUCUCAGUGCUGGCCUUGUGGCCUCCAUGCCAGGCUUGAGUGAUGGCACAUGGCCAGAUGGGUGGGUCAGAUGAGGGAUACUCCAGGUCUUGCCAGACCCACCUCGGUUCUCAGGUCCCUCCCCAGAGGGAAGGACUCCAGAGCCCCGUUCCCACCGGCACCUACUGUGCCCAAGCAGAGGAGCUGUGGUGGGCCAGGCCCCUGGCUCCUGCUCAGGGCACACGGCCAUUUCCUGGGCUUGUCCUUUCUCUUGUUGUUCGGAUCUAUUGUUCCAAAUCCGUGCAGCUCAUUUAGCAGGCCGUCUGCCCUGGCUGGCUGGGCUCCAACAGACCAAAGGGCCUCUGCACCCCUCAUUCAGUCUGAUCGCCCAUUUUGCAGAUGAGGAAACUGAGGCACAGAACCCUGGUGUGGGAUUCAGGGGUCUUGGGGAGAGGUGCCAGCGGGAGUCCUACCCUAGCUCCUCACAGGGCAGCCAAUGGACGCCCCACGGAUUUGGUGGGGGCCUUGGUCUCUUCCGAAAACAUGAAGCCAUCCCGCUGGGGCAGGAACCGGCCCAUUAACGUGAACCAUUACGCCAACAAGAAGAGCGCGGCGGAGAGCAUGCUGGACAUCGCGCUGCUGAUGGCCAACGCGUCCCAGCUGAAGGCCGUCAUCGAGCAGGGCCCCGGCUUCGCCUUCUUCGUGCCCCUGGUGGUCCUCAUCUCCAUCUCCCUCGUGCUGCAGAUCGGCGUGGGCGUGCUGCUCAUCUUCCUCGGUACGGACACCUCUGAGCUUCCGUUCUUGGAGAGGGGGCUGCGGGGCUGAGGCCGCAGGCCCGGAAGGCAGUCCGAGCGUGGCGGCGAGCCCCAGGUGCUGCAGGCCCCGGUGCAGCGUCGGCUCCCUUCCGC
This is a messenger RNA of Lynx canadensis (Canada lynx), 1097 nucleotides long. RefSeq names its product ninjurin 1 (gene NINJ1). Gene Ontology annotation, biological process: cell adhesion; tissue regeneration. The coding region runs from base 589 to 1014 and encodes 141 amino acids. The transcript has 3 exons. The record is from RefSeq and is a predicted model, not a curated record. NCBI's taxonomy places the organism in Eukaryota, Metazoa, Chordata, Mammalia, Carnivora, Felidae. Gene Ontology annotation, cellular component: membrane.